AUGGUUGACGAUAGCGGUGAAGUCAAAGUUGAUAUAUUUGCAAUUUUAAUUGUAGAUGAUGAUGAUGAUGAUGGUGAUGAUGAUGAUGAUGAUGAUGAUGAUGAUGAUGAUGAGAACGCGACGACGACGACGUCGAUGAUGAUGAUGGGGGAUUUUGUGAUGGUGUUGAUGAUGGCAAUGACGAAGAUGACGAUGACGAUACUAUAUGAUCCAUAG
Messenger RNA from Enterobius vermicularis (human pinworm), 216 nucleotides. Lineage: Eukaryota; Metazoa; Nematoda; Chromadorea; Rhabditida; Oxyuridae. The record is from the annotation of a GenBank genome assembly.